Messenger RNA from Mixia osmundae IAM 14324, 671 nucleotides. RefSeq lists its product as uncharacterized. The record is from RefSeq and is a predicted model, not a curated record. Gene Ontology annotation, cellular component: EMC complex. The coding region runs from base 287 to 658 and encodes 123 amino acids. The transcript is spliced from 2 exons. Gene Ontology annotation, biological process: protein folding in endoplasmic reticulum. Lineage: Eukaryota; Fungi; Basidiomycota; Mixiomycetes; Mixiales; Mixiaceae.
GUCAGCAUGUCGUCAUGGUACUUCGAGGCCCCAACGGCGUCAACAUCCAAGUCAGACAUGUCGUCAGCAUGAUCCUGUACCACUCUGAUCCCCCUCACGCAGACUCCCACCGCCGCCCAGCUUCAUCAAUCCUGGCACGGUCGUGUCGAGCAAGCCAAAGUCAAAGCAAGCCUCAAGCGGACCAGUGGCCUCUGCCGCAGCACCUCCGCCCAAACGCAAGAGCCUUGCUGCUCUGCGCAGGCAGCGAGCAUGGGAUCUCGCGCUCUCGCCUGCCAAACAGGUCCCGAUGCAGGGCUUCAUGCUCUACAUGUCUGGCGGAGGUGUACAGAUUUUCAGCAUGAUGAUGGUCUGGAUGCUCAUCAAGAACGCCGUCGUUGCCGCUGUGGGCGUGAGCAAAGCUUUUGCGCCUUUCACGGGUGCAAGCGUGCCUCCUGCCGGCCAGUCACCGACCACGCGAGAGAGUUUCGCAGCUCAGCAGACUGUCUACGUCAUCUGCCAGGGCUUGCUGCUCGCACUUGGCCUGUACAAGUGUCAUUCCAUGGGGCUUUUGCCUACCGCGUCGAGCGACUGGCUUGCCUUCAUGGAGCCGCCUGCUCCUCUGCAUGACUCGCUCGCACGUCCCGUUGUCUACGCUGACGGCUUCAGGCCUGUUGUAUGACGUCCCAUCUGCA